AUGUUUAGGAGAAAGAGAAACAUAAUAAAAUAUACGUUUACUGUAGAAAUCAAACGGGUUAUUGGAGUUAAGAAAUAUCAAGGACAUACAUUGUUUAUUAAAUGGUGGAGAGGGUCGAAAAGUAAAUCAGGUGUAUUGAAACGAUCAUUAGUAAAAGAGGAUGAAGCUUUGUGGAACAGUUCAUUUACUUUUGACACUAAACUACAGCCAAGAGGUAAUGAUGGGUUUAAACCAAAACAAUUAGUACUUAGUAUAUAUGUUGUUAAAACUUCAAGUGAAAUUCUUAUUGGAAGAGUGAAAUUAGAUCUUGCUCAAUACAUUGAUAUGAAUGAUAAAAUUAUUACUUUUCCAUUUACUGAAGGAGAAUGUAAAAAAGGACAAGUUGAAGCGUGUUUAUUUUCAGCUGAGAAAGGAAGUACUAUUAGUAUUUCUACUUCAUUAGCAACAAAUCAACAAGGAUUAAAUAACACAGAUAAGAAAAAUGAAGAAGGAAAUACAUCAUUAUAUUCAGAAACUACAAUAGAAACAUCAUUUCAUGAUUCUGUUGGUUCAUUAAAUGAACUUAUUAAACAACGAGAUGAAUUAAAAGUAGAGUUUGAUGAAAAUGAAGAAGAAUAUGGACAAUUAUGUGAUGAAAUUGAUAAUUUACAAGCUCAAAUUGAUGAGCUAGGUAAUAAUAUUCCUUUUGAUAACGUUUCCUUUUUAAGUCCAAGUAGUUAUAAUUUCUUAUUUGAAAAGGUAUUGUUUAAUACUAAUUUAAAGUUUAUUGAAGACCAACCAGAAAUAGCUAUUAUUUUGUUUAAUAGAAUUCAUGAUGGUGACGAAAUUGUUAAACAAGAAAAUGAUGGGUUAGAUCAUCAAGACGAAAUGACUGAAGGAGAUAAUUUAGAAGAAGGAUAUGAUGAUACUGUUGAUAUUCCAUUUGUUUCAUUAUUAUUUGCAAUUAUUAAUGGUAUUGUUCGUUUGUCAAGUGGGUCUCCUACAAGAUUAUGUUAUUGGUUAUCAACGAUAUUACGAUUAUAUGCAAUGAUUCAUUUGGCAAGAUUUGACCCAAAACGAAAGAGAUUAUCUGAGAUGUGUCAACAAUCAAUUGAAAGUUGUAUUUCAAUGAUAUUAACAUCGAUCAUCGAUUAUUCUAUUUCUAAAACUGAACCAUAUGUUAGUGAUAUAUUCUUAAAUCCUAAAACACGAUUACAAAAUGAACGUGUUUUUAAUUCAGUAUUAUCAGUUCUUAAUGAAAUGAAUAAUAAUCAUAUUGAUGUAAUAUUUAAAGAAGAAUAUGUGAAAUUAUAUUUUCGAUAUCUUGACCGUUAUUUAUUUAAUUACAUAUUACAUACUUCUCCAAGUAUUAAUGUUGAAAUAGCUUUAAAUAUUUUAAUGCAAACAGCAAGAACUCGGUCAUUAAUUCCCUCAGAAUUAAAAAUUCAAGAAUGUUUUAAUUUAACAGGAAACGUUGCUAAAAUAAUCCAAUUAAAUUUAGAGUCAUUUCAACCAAAUGAAUUAUUUUCACAAAUUAAUGUUAUUAAUCCUCAGUCAAUGUUUGAAAUUAUUAAAAAAAUAACUCCUCCAUUAAAAAAAGCAAUUAUUACAAAAUAUCAACAAGCAGUAUUAGGUCAAAUUAAAGUUAUAGACAUUGAUCCUUAUGCAUCAGUAUCAAUAGAUAAAACAACUCUUGACAAAUUUCUUUUCAAACAGAAUUAA
Entamoeba histolytica HM-1:IMSS is the source of this 1701-nucleotide messenger RNA. RefSeq lists its product as uncharacterized. NCBI's taxonomy places the organism in Eukaryota, Evosea, Mastigamoebida, Endamoebidae. The record is from RefSeq and is a predicted model, not a curated record. The coding region runs from base 1 to 1701 and encodes 566 amino acids. The transcript has a single exon.